Molecule: messenger RNA, 426 nt
Organism: Punctularia strigosozonata HHB-11173 SS5
Lineage: Eukaryota; Fungi; Basidiomycota; Agaricomycetes; Corticiales; Punctulariaceae
Exons: 2
Source: RefSeq, a predicted model, not a curated record
GCCUGGAAUUAUAUUCAUGGUCGUAUGAAGGAGCAUGAUAAGGCUAUGAUUGAAGGGCAUACGGGUGAUAUCGACAGCUUGCUGAUAUUUGCUGGACUGUUCUCAGCUGUGCUGACAGCGUUUCUGGUUGAGACAUAUUCCCAGCUCCAGAUUGACACGGGGCAAGUCACGGUUCAGAUUCUACUCGAUAUCUCUCAGCAACUUCACAACGUGUCUGAAGGCCAGGUUGCGCUGCCAACAAACGCUACGGCUACUAUAAACCACUUCGCUCCAGACCCAUCCGUCGUCGUGAUCAAUUGUCUAUGGUUUCUCAGUCUCAUCGCAGCCUUGUGUUCAGCGCUGCUGGGCAUCAUCGUCAAACAAUGGUUACGGGAAUACUCGUUAUGGACUACCAUCGCGCCGGUCGAACACGCCGUCCACCUUCGA